Suillus plorans is the source of this 276-nucleotide messenger RNA. RefSeq lists its product as uncharacterized. The transcript has 2 exons. NCBI's taxonomy places the organism in Eukaryota, Fungi, Basidiomycota, Agaricomycetes, Boletales, Suillaceae. The annotation marks the transcript as partial. The record is from RefSeq and is a predicted model, not a curated record.
UCUGAGAGUACCUCAUCCAAUCCCCUUGUUCUUCAUGGGUGCCAUUUUGGUCAGACAGUCUUUGCACUCUGCAAUUACCCUGCUCUCCUGACCGGAAACACUCUUCGACUCGAGGAGUUACAGGACUCUCCAAUAGAAGAUUAUCCAGCUGACAUUCAACGAGAACAUAGAGUAUUUAUGGAGCUUGUAGAAUCCUAUCAGGGUCUAGCGAAUCAAACACGUAGGAUACAUGCACACUAUGAGUGCAUAUACCUACCAUCGACCACCGAAAUCUAA